GGAAGAAUGGCUGGCUCUUAUAAGAGAAACUUCUAAAGGUUAUUUGGGGGUGGAGAUGAUAAAUGUGAGAGCAGAGAGCCUUGCAGAACUGCUGCGUGAGAUUGUGCCUAAAGGGAAGAGAGGAGCCACUCAUUCAGAGCUCUUCAUGUUGGCUGGGGAAAGUGGUGUGCACGAGAGGAGGAAAGUGCUGGCAUGCUGCGCUCCUCAGGGGAGGUGGAGUCCUUCACCUUUGCUCUGGAGUGCAAUGGACUGCUGAAGGAAAGGCAAAGGCUUCUAAUAUUUCGUACACACUUUUCCAUGGUUUGGCAUGGACAUUGGGGGAACUUUAGUGAAACUUGCGUAUUUUGAACCUAUUGAUAUCACUGCAGAGGAGGAGCAGGAGGAAGUUGAAAGCUUGAAGAGCAUCCGCAAAUACCUGACUUCCAAUGUAGCCUAUGGAUCCACUGGCAUUCGAGAUGUCCACCUUGAGCUGAAGGACUUAACAAUUUUUGCUCGAAGAGGAAACUUGCACUUUAUUCGAUUCCCAACUCAUGAUUUGCCUACUUUUAUCCAAAUGGGAAGAAAUAAAAACUUCUCAACACUACAUACGGUGCUUUGUGCCACUGGUGGUGGUGCUUACAAGUUUGAAGAAGACUUUCGCACAAUUGGGAACCUCCAGCUGCACAAACUGGAUGAGCUUGACUGCCUUGUCAAAGGCUUACUGUAUAUAGACUCUGUCAGCUUCAAUGGCCAGGCAGAGUGCUAUUAUUUUGAAAAUGCCUCAGAUCCUGAGAGAUGCCAAAAGAUGCCUUUUAACCUGGAUGAUCCAUAUCCAUUGCUGGUUGUUAACAUAGGUUCAGGAGUCAGUAUUUUAUCAGUCCAUUCCAAAGACAACUAUAAAAGAGUAACUGGAACAAGUCUAGGUGGAGGGACCUUUCUUGGUUUAUGCAGUUUGUUGACAGGCUGUGAAAGUUUUGAAGAAGCUCUGGAAAUGGCAUCCAAAGGAGACAGCACGCAUGCUGACAAGCUGGUUCGAGAUAUUUAUGGAGGAGACUAUGAAAGGUUUGGCUUGCCAGGAUGGGCUGUAGCAUCCAGUUUUGGGAAUAUGAUCUACAAAGAGAAGAGAGAGUCUGUUAGUAAGGAAGAUCUUGCAAGAGCCAUACUGGUCACCAUCACCAAUAACAUUGGGUCUAUUGCCCGGAUGUGUGCAGUAAAUGAGAAAAUAAACAGAGUUGUGUUUGUUGGCAAUUUUUUACGUGUGAAUACUUUGUCAAUGAAGCUUCUUGCGUAUGCACUGGAUUACUGGUCAAAAGGCCAGCUGAAGGCCUUGUUCUUAGAACAUGAGGGAUACUUUGGAGCUGUUGGUGCUCUUCUUGGGCUGCCAAAUUUCAGUUGAAAGACCAGAUGUCACUACACUGAACUAUUUUCCACCUGAAUGACACUUGUUCAUGUCAAUGGGAACUAAAUCUGGGGAGGACAGAAGAAAAUAGCAGAUUUUCUGUAACUGUUUUUAAGAAGUGAUUAGCUACUGAAUAUUGUCAUUAUAAGGAAGGGGUUUUCACUCUCUUGGGCAUUGAAAAGUGAACUGUUAGGGGAUAUCAUUUCUUUGGUACAUGUAGCCAGUAUUGAACUUUUAAUAUGCAAUACAUCCUCUGAAAACAAGCUUCCAGAAGGACUGCCACACCUUUUAAGUGCUCAGCAUGAAAAUACUGCAAGUUUACUCCUGAGGCUUUAGGCCCAUCAGUUUUGUAUAUAAUUGAUGAAUGAAGAAUUAUUUUCAUUAGUUGUACUACGUUACGAGCACAGUUUCCCACGUGUACUUACAGAAAACAACUUCAAAAACAGUAAGGUACUAUCUACAAGAUGAGGGAACUGUAGACAAUUGCUUCCCUCAGUAAGAAUAGUAAUUAUUUUAUGUGUAAUGAAAUAAUAUUAAUGCUUUAAUUUUCAGUGGGAAGAACAGACACACAAAAAUCAGCCAAAGCAGCAGAUUAAACAGUUGAUGUUUUGAAGGUUUGGUGAAGAUGUUCACUUGCCCUCUUUAUUUACUUGAAGAUACAGCUGGUAUUUUGGGAAGAUCCCUUCUGUCUUGGGUUGGGUUUGGAAAAGAAUUUAAUGAUUAAUGUAUCAUUUGGGCUUGGGGUUUGUUUUUGGUUUUUUUUUGAGGACAUGAUUUCCAAAAUGCCUUCUGGUUUGGUUUUUUGUCUCAAAUUCUGACAUCAUGUGUCAUUAUUUGUAAAGGUACGACAAAACCUGAGAGAAUUAAAGCCUUGUAAAACAAAUUAAAUAUUGGACCUCAUAAUUCUGAUGCUUUGGCUCAUUUCUGUAGAGGUUUGGAAAAUUUCUGCCCCAUCCUACUAAUUUGAAAAUGUAAUUUUUUAAUUUUUUUUUAACUUUGUAAGAUCAGAUGAGAAUCUAAUUAGAUGUUGAAAAUGAAAGGUUGUUAGCUUGCUUUUGGAUUUGGAAGCUUGUUUUUGAAAGUUGAGGACAGCAUCAGAGUUUGUAUUGCAGCACCAAACGGACCAAUAUUUAGUGCACUUGCAAUAUAGGAACCAUUCAUCAAAUUGUGGCCUUGGGAUAAAAUCCGUACUCUGGAACUGAUCUUUGGGUUUUUCUGUAUACUUUUGAAAUUUACAGUUGUGAUUACUGUAGUAAGUUUAGUCCUGAAGCCAGGGCAUGAGAUCUUAAACUUGUAAGAAUAUCAAACAGUUAUUAGCUAUGUAAGUCUUUGGACUAAAGAGCUACCCAAUUUUCUGAUACCAUUUUAAUGUUAAAUAUUUCCUAUAAGUGCACGAGGAGCAACCAGAGUAGAACACAUUCGUAUCUUGGGGUUUAAGGUAUUUUUAAAACUGAUUGCUUGAGUAUUCCACAGCAUGGCUGUGUGGUAUUCAUAGACACAUCCACCUAGUGUGUUAGAAACCUCUAUGUGCUAUUUUCGGUCUUCUCUUUCUUAAAAUUCAAAGCUGCAUACUAAUAUCAUAUACUUGGUUUUUAAAAAACAAAUUCUGUGGUCCUUUAAGAGUAUAUUGACUUAGAGUAGCCAAUUCAUUAAGCCCAAUGCCAAUUGCAAAUGCAGUUCCAUUUACUGUUGCUUUUCCUGGUACUUGUACUACAUUGCCAUCGUGCUUGCUGUGUUUCAUUUUAGAUACAAAAACCUAAACAAGAAUUACACUCACAGUUCAACUGAUCUAAUGCUAAAUCAGAGCACUUCAGAAAAUAAGUGAAUAUGGUUUUUAUAGAAUCUCUUUAUAAAUGCUGUAUAGUGUUCCUUUUGAGUUACAAUUGACUAUAGAAACUAACCUUUAUUUGGUUAUAAAACUUUGUAAAAACUUAAUUUUCUGAAUGUUUUGACAGCCUCCUGAAAAUUUUGCAAGCCAAUUGUGUAUUUUUCUUGGAAAGUGAAGUACUUUAAGACGCAUACUACAGCUUGAUUAGAAACAGUUCCUUUAGACCAUAUUUAUUGCUACUUCACUUCUCGCUUUGUGAUACUGAAAGAGAGCUGCUCUUGAAGCCGUAGUUAAAGUUACUUGUAUAGUUAACCCAAAGCACAUGUAGAAGAUGAUUGCCUAAUGACCAUGGUUCAUUUAAACCAUUUGAAGUUGAUCUGACCUAAGAUACAUUUUUAAAGUAAAUUGUACAGAGUUACAGAAUAAAUUAAUGGAGUAAUUCUUGAAUAGCUGUACUGUAUAGAAACUACUGUGAGAAUCAAAGUAUGCCCUACCUCUAUUUUACUUCCCUUGAGCUUCUAAAAAAAAUUGGCUUCCUUUUGUUAGUGUUAUCAGCACAAUUGUUACUUCAUUACAAGAGCAACCAGAGUUUUCAAGCCCUACUGUAAAGCCCAGGGGUCCUGUAUUUAAGCCACAGGUUUGGGUUUCAUCUCCAUUUUCUCUCACCUUAGAACUUGUUACUAGAGUUUCCAAAGAUUGACUCCACCACCAGUAGAAAUGCUAGGCAUCACAAAUAGUUGGAAGAUAAGCCUUGAAGUCUUUUCAUCUAAAUUCUCUUCUAAAUAGGUUGAAAAGGCUUGUUUCUUUUAGACAAAUCACUGAAGUAACUUCCUUUUUCCUGAUCUUCUCUGUUUUUACUUUCACCCUUGCUGUUUCUUUUCCUCAAAGCUAACUGGCUGAAGCAGCUUUAGAGUGAUUCGAUGUGAUGUACUACCCUAGAGAAAACCUGGGGUUUUCUCAGGGCUACUGUUGUCUUCUCAAGUGGAACCACUUCUCUAGAGGAAAGUUGUGUGAUAUUUCUUCUUAAAGUUCAUUUUGAAUGUGUAAUUGCUUUCAGCUGAAUCAGCCAUUUGAGUGCCUGUUAAUUUUUUCAUAUGAUGCCAGUUUUGCUGGUACUACUGGGACUUUAUCCAGAAGGUUUCCUAACCAGUGUUGCUCACCAGAGAAAUGGCAGAUAAUAUUACUGGCCAUGAAAAAUGACCAUGAAGAUCAUCCCUUCAAUCCAGUGUAGCUAGAGGUGCCAGGAAAACAGCAUCACGUUUCUGACUUUCUAUCCCUGUAGCCCUUAUCUUGGGGUAAUGCUUUUGCGUUUCUUGGUGUCAUCCCUCCAGCUUGGUCUUUUUAAGUAUGACGCACAGUUUUAUUGUAUUAGUAUGUCCCUAAAAAUCGUGCAAGUUUUUAGUCAGAUAGGUACAGAUUAUUUCUGGCCAAAGAAGUUCUUUUUUAGAUGAAGCUAUUCCAAAUUGGUAUGGCUAUUAAACUUAACCACUUUCACCUUUCUAGUUCUACUAGGGUAACUGCAAUUUGAAUGAGAAGGGAACAAUACAUUUUGAACACUUAGCAAGCUGGAAUGAACGCAUCCUCAGCAUUCUUUACUGAAGCUAGCAGAGGUUUAAGUAUAAAGACUUGUUCAUUCUUUUAGUAAAGCCUCAAUAAAUUCAACAGUUUAGAGAUAAAACAGCACUGAUACGUUUUCUGUCUUACAGUUUGGUCCAGAUUUUCAAAAGUUCUUCAGAUAUCCGACCUGCCUUUUGAAGAUCUGUCCCUCUCUCUCUGUAGUGUUCUGCAUGCAAGCACCUCUGUGAUUGUACCAACAUCUCCAUUCAUAAUUUGAGAGUUAGGGCGUGGAAGGAAUGAGACCACAUUGCCCCACUUACUCUCAGCCUCUAUAUUAAGAACAAAAGUUCAGUUCUGGCUUCUCAUAUCAGCUAAAUAUUCCUUCAGUAGUACUGUGAGAUUCCUACCUGCAUUUAAGUUGGUAGUAUACAUACAAAGGUGAUCAUAUUGCCUUUAAAGGUUGUAAUACUAACUCUUUGUCUCUAUCCAGUGUAGGUCUUGAGGAAAUACCUACUUCCGGAUAAGUUGCAAUAACUUCUCAUUUCUAAAUGUUUUAGAGUAAUGGUGGCAUUUUAACAUUUGGAACUAAUUAAAGUGUCUUUUAUCUAGAGCAAAUCUGUGCUGCUUAAAGACUAGAUGGUGUCUUAUGCAUUCAGUCAUUAACUUACAUUAAUGCCUAAAUUUACAUUCAACCUAUUUUUAAAUAUCACUUUCACUGUUCACAUUCUGGAUACUUGAUGGCUAUAAUCCUGAGGAAACAGCUUAGUUGAGUUCAGAGCAGAGAUGAAGGUCAGUGUGGUUCUGUUGAGCUAGUUGUGGACAGCUUUUUAUCCUGAGCCCAUUUGCACACAUAACGAGCUUAGUGUUUUCCUAGUGACAGAGCUUUCUGCAUCCUUUUUUUUUUUUUUUUUUUUGGAUUAUGUAGGCUUAAAGAACACAUAUGUAACAGAGCUUUGUUUAGGUUAUAAACUGAACAAAAAUCUGUACAUCAGAUCAGAAGCGUUUGGCCAAGACCUGUUGGUUGCAGUGCAGAGCUAGGAACAUGCUUGACACAUGCAGUUACUGUUUUGGUUGUAUUAAUUUUUCCAUUUCCUGGUAACGCACAGUGGGAAGGGGGAGACUUAACAAUCAUUGUGGAUAAAAUGGGUGAAUUAAGUCCUCAGACAUGACCAUGGGAGCUGAAAAAAAAAAAAGUUUUAUCGCAGUAUAGAGGGAUAAUUCUCUGCUUACAUUCUUUAAGUUUUACUGAUAUAUUCCAAAGUACAUCACCAGUAUUCUGUCAUCUGUGAUAAAAUUACUAAUUCUUUAAGUUUAAAAAGAGUCUGCAAAGAAGCCUGUUUUAUUAUAAGUUUUGUUUACUUCACACAUGUAAAGCAUAUUAAGUAUUUUUAAAAACACACUUUCUGAAAAUAUCUCAAAAAAUGCUGUAAUAUAUUUGUAAUUAUUAAUGUGCUAAUGGAAUAUGUUUGAGCAGUCUAGGUUUGCAUAACUGAGUCCCAAAUCCUGCUCACUUUAAUUGCUUGAGUAGAUGGUUCUCUUAAAUGGGGACUGUUUUAAACUGAGCAAGAUUUGGCCUCGAGGUCUUCUGCCUGGAGAAGA
Molecule: messenger RNA, 6362 nt
Organism: Egretta garzetta (little egret)
Lineage: Eukaryota; Metazoa; Chordata; Aves; Pelecaniformes; Ardeidae
Gene: PANK3
Product: pantothenate kinase 3
Exons: 7
Coding region: 308-1375 (355 amino acids)
Biological process (GO): coenzyme A biosynthetic process
Cellular component (GO): cytosol; nucleus
Molecular function (GO): pantothenate kinase activity; ATP binding
Source: RefSeq, a predicted model, not a curated record